GCAGGAAUUCCAGUCUCCUCGAUGGCGGCGCGGGGGUGCGUACCGUCGUGGCUGCCGCUGCUCCAGCUGCUGCUGGCUGCGGGCGCGGGGGGCGCGCAGUGGAGCGGGAAGGGCACCAGCCAACGCCUGCAGAGCAUCUUCCUGGGCCGCUGCGCCGAGUACUGCUCGCUGGUGAGCCCUGAGCUGCGGGACAAGAACUGCACAGCCAUCUGGGAAGCCUUUAAAGUGGUGCUGGACAAGGACCCUUGUUCUGUGCUCCCCUCGGACUAUGACCUUUUCAUUAACCUCUCCAGGCACUCCAUUCCCAGAGACAAGUCCCUGUUCUGGGAAAAUAACCACCUCCUUGUUACUAGCUACUCAGAGAACACCCGUCGCUUUACGUCCCUGAGUGAUGUUCUAUAUGGCCGGGUUGCAGAUUUCUUGAGUUGGUGUCGACAGAAAAAUGGGUCUGGGCUGGAUUACCAGUCCUGUCCUACAUCAGAAGAUUGUGAGAACAACCCUGUGGAUUCCUUUUGGAAAAGGGCAUCCAUUCAGUAUUCGAGAGACAGUUCUGGGGUGAUCUAUGUCAUGCUGAAUGGUUCUGAGCCCACAGGAGCCUAUCCUGUCAAAGGUUUUUUUGCAGAUUUUGAAAUUCCAUACUUCCAGAAGGAUAAGAUCACACGAAUCGAGAUCUGGGUCAUGCAUGAGAUUGGGGGAACCAAUGUGGAAUCCUGUGGAGAGGGCAGUGUGAAAAUCCUGGAGGAGAGACUGCAGGCCAUGGGCUUCCGGUCCAGCUGCGUUGACGACUACCUACCAGUGAAGCUCUUAAAGUGCGUGGACCACAGUACUCACUCUGAUUGUGCCUUAAAUUCCUCAGAGAAGUUGAUGGAAGGCUCACUCAAGUCCACCCAGCUAGAAAGGGCACAGCCGGAGUCUGAAGGAGCCUGUGAGGCUUGGAGAGGGUGGGAACUUGAACCUGUUUUGUUCACUGACGGAUGUAUCUGGAGAAAGAAGAACAGAGCUUGCAACCUGGCAGACACUAGGAAUGAGUGAGUGACUAACUGAAUAAAUGAACGUCUGUGUCUGGUAGAGGCCCGGAUUGGAGGUGAACAAUAUUCAAGGGUGCUGAGCCUUCCAAAGAGAUGACAAGUGUCCAAGGGCCUCAGAGAGUGUCUGUGGCAGCAGAUACAGAUUUUGUGUGCAAGAAAAAGAAACCAUCUCUGCCUAGUUCAGUGGGAAACAGGGGAAUAAGGUUAUUUCAAGGAUUUAAGGGGAUGGACUUUCUAAAGGCCCUGGCACCUCGGGAAGGGUCGCAUUGUUUCUUAGGGCUGUACAGUUUUGCUCCAGUCUCUGUAACCCCGUGUACCUGUACAGAUACAGGUCAUGUGAAAAUCCUUGAAAUACCUGUUGCACCUCUAUCAUUGCUCCUGGAACAGGCAAAGGACACCACCUGUGGGGCCCCUGCUGCAGGGAGCUCAGUGAAGGAGGAAGCUCUUCUGGCCUUUCCUGGGGAAUUCCUAAGCACUUGGGAAUAGGCAGGCUUCCCCGGAGUUCCCCUUUCAUGCCAACGAGACUCCUGGAAGGUGGGCAGCGUGAGCCCCAUCCGUGAUGCUAAGGUUCAGGGAGAUGAAGGGAUCACAGUCACUCAGGACCAGCUAGACCCAAGUGACACCAGGGUCGCUGUGCUCGAAGUCCCCUUCUCUCUACCACACCACACUGCUGCAACCCUCUGGGUGCACACACGUCAGGCAGGGGAGGGGACAGGAGUUCUUGACCUGUUCUUUCGCCUCUGUUUGGGCAUUCCUUUCAGUGUUUGUUGGCAGAUCUCUUUCUAACAGUUCUGCCCAUUUUCUUCAAAUGUGAAGAAUGAAACCGUCUUUCGCUCUUUGCCAAGUUUUCUCCACUUUGGUUGCCUUAGCAGGAAUCUUGCAAAUUUCUUUUUUUGAACAUUUUAGCAAUUGUAGAUAGUUUAUGAAACAGGAAUCACAAGUAGCAAAUGGACAAGAUUAUUUAAUCACUCUAAUAAUAGUGUAAUAAAAAAUAACAAGGUAUAAUUUCUACCUCAACUUCUUUGACAUAUCUUAAGAAAAAACGGCAAAAAACUUUUUAAAAAACAUGUUAUUUAAUGCCUGAGAGCACCACCAAUUACUGGAGUGCUCUGGGAAAAAAAUUUGACAAUAUGUGACCAGAAUUCCGGAAAUCCUCAUGAUCUCUG
Messenger RNA from Marmota monax (woodchuck), 2194 nucleotides. It is a transcript of the gene Bst1, whose product is annotated as bone marrow stromal cell antigen 1. The transcript is spliced from 10 exons. The record is from RefSeq and is a predicted model, not a curated record. NCBI's taxonomy places the organism in Eukaryota, Metazoa, Chordata, Mammalia, Rodentia, Sciuridae. Gene Ontology annotation, cellular component: plasma membrane. The coding region runs from base 22 to 1032 and encodes 336 amino acids. Gene Ontology annotation, molecular function: NAD+ nucleosidase activity; phosphorus-oxygen lyase activity. Gene Ontology annotation, biological process: positive regulation of B cell proliferation.